This is a messenger RNA of Trichoderma citrinoviride, 168 nucleotides long. RefSeq lists its product as hypothetical. The record is from RefSeq and is a predicted model, not a curated record. The annotation marks the transcript as partial. The transcript has a single exon. NCBI's taxonomy places the organism in Eukaryota, Fungi, Ascomycota, Sordariomycetes, Hypocreales, Hypocreaceae.
AUUAAGGCCUUUAUUCUCUUUAAUAUACUACUUAUGCCUUUUAUCUCUUAUAUAUUUAAAAAGGCUAGGAAAGCUAUAUAUACCCUUGCCCUUAAUAGUAUUAUAAUAAUAAAUAAGAUAAGGCAUUUAAAAGAGAAAAACUUAAAAAGGCAAAAGCACCUUAGCUAG